Hydra vulgaris (swiftwater hydra) is the source of this 2517-nucleotide messenger RNA. Its product is annotated as ATP-dependent RNA helicase DDX24. NCBI's taxonomy places the organism in Eukaryota, Metazoa, Cnidaria, Hydrozoa, Anthoathecata, Hydridae. Gene Ontology annotation, cellular component: nucleolus. The record is from RefSeq and is a predicted model, not a curated record. Gene Ontology annotation, molecular function: nucleic acid binding; RNA helicase activity; ATP binding.
AAACCCAUGCCGAUAUUAUAUGAUGCGAUGAAACCAUGCCUUCGAUUUAUUUGGCACAAAAUAUAAAUGAAUGUCAAAAAAACUUGUUUAACGAAAAAAACUUGUUUAACGAAGUAUUGUGUGAUUAAUUAACGCAUCCGAUUAACAAUUUUAAUAAUCCUAAUAGCGCACUAUCUUUUAUAUAUAAAAAAUUGAAGAAAUCGUGGUACAUUACUUACAGCAAUGUCUAUAGUACAAAGGAAGCGAAAAAAGGAGCAUAAUAGACAAAACAAUCUAAAGAAUUGGAAAACCACUGAUAUUAGUAAUGAAAUUCAAGAUUGUUUUUCUUUGGAAGGAUUUAUGGGAUUAGAUGAGCUAACAGAUUAUAAUGAAGAAGAUAUUAAAGCACUAAUUGUUCAUCCAAAAAAAAAGAAAAAGUCCACACCUUCAAGUCCUGAUUUUAAAGAAGAGCUUCAAGUUUCAAAUUUAUUAAAUUUGAAAAAACAGAAUAAUCAAAAAGGUAAAGAGAAAAAAAAAGCAACUACUGAAAAUGAUUUCAUUAACUUAACUUCUCUGUCAAAAAACUCAAUAAAUGAUACUUUUUUAACAGAGGAACCUAAUUUACUAAAAGACUCACCUCAAUCAAAUAAGAAAGAGACAAAUCAGUCAUCAAAUGAAUUGUUAUCUAAGCUUUCAAAAAAGGAAAGUCGUAAAUUGAAAAGAAAAAUUACUUUUAAAUUGAAACUGAAAGAAAGAAGAAAAAAGUUAAAGGAAUUAAAACGAAAACAAAAAGCAAGUGACACUAAUAAUGAGAAUAAUAAUAAUCAAAAUAGUCUCAAUGAAAGUCACGACAGUUGUAAUAAAAAACAAUUUAGCAGUAAACCAGUUGAGGCAAAUUUUAGUGAAGGAAAUGUUAGUGACUGGUUAGGACUUGGAGUUCCAACUAAAGUGUUACAAGCAAUAAGUGAAAUGAAAUUUCGUAGUCCAACACCAAUUCAGAAAGAAACAUUACCUCAUGCAAUUUUUUUCAAAAAAGAUAUAAUAGGAGCUGCUGAAACAGGUUCAGGUAAAACAUUAGCGUUUGGGAUUCCUCUUAUCACUAAUAUUAUGGAGCUUAAAGAAAAUUAUAAGAAAAAACAUUUGAAUGAUUUAAAUGUAAAAAAAGACAACCCUUUGUUUGCACUGAUUUUGACUCCAACACGUGAGCUUGCUAUACAAAUACAAAAUCAUUUAAAUUGUAUUGCUAAGUAUACAGAUUUAUCUUGUUUUGCUGUUGUUGGAGGUUUGGCGCAACCUAAACAAGAACGAUUGUUGAGUAAGUUUCCUGAAAUAGUGAUUGGAACACCUGGUCGACUUUAUAAAUUAAUUAAGGAUGGUGAUCCACACUUAAAUAAAUUUGAAUCUAUAAAGUUUCUUGUUAUUGAUGAAUGUGAUCGAAUGUUAGAAUUCGGACAUUUUAAAGAGUUAGAGGAGCUUAUGUGCAUCAUUAAUAGCUCUCAAAAUAGAAGGCAAACAUUUGUAUUUUCUGCUACUUUAACUCUUCCUGUAAAACAUAAAAUUUAUUCAAAGAAGAAUGAAGUAACGCAAAUGCAACAACUCGUUGACAAAAUUGGUUUAAAUCAUAAAGCGAAGGUAAUUGAUUUAACAACAAAACAAGUUACAGCAUCAUUGUUGCGACAAAUCAAAGUAAUUUGUAUGAAUGACGAAAAAGAAAUAUAUUUAACUUAUUUUUUAAUGUCACAUCCUGGACGAACAAUUGUGUUUGUCAAUAGUAUUUCUCUGACUAAAAGAUUAAGUUCUUUGUUUACCUUAUUAAGAUUAGAACCAAUAGUGUUACAUGCAGGUAAACAACAAAAACAACGUUUAAAAUGUCUUGAAAGAUUUUCUAGUAGCGAAAACGGAUUGUUGUUUGCUACAGACGUUGCAGCCCGUGGUCUUGAUAUCCCUAAAGUCCAAAACGUUGUUCAUUUUCAGUUGCCGAAAGAUCCCAAAAUAUACAUUCACAGAGCAGGCCGUACAGCUCGUGCUCAAGAAAACGGAUUAAGUUUUAUUUUACUAGGACCUGAGGAUUUUAAAGACUACAAAAAGAUCUCCGACACACUAAAAUUAAAUGCAGAUAUUGCUUCUCUUAAUAUUGAUCGUGGUUUUCUUGAUGGUAUUAAAGUUCGUGUAGAGCUUGCUAAGAAAAUAGACAAAGAAGAAUACAAGACACGUAAAGAGACAAGCGAAAAUAAGUGGAUGCAAAGAACAGCCAAUUGCAUUGACAUAGAUGUAGAUUUACAAAAUACUCAUGCUUUAACCAAACAACAAAAAAGUUCCAUAACUUUUAUGAAAAAAGAACUUAAUCGGUUACUUAAUACUCGUUUACUUCCUAAAGGAUUUUCGGGUACAUAUCCAACAAGAACUGGUAAUCUUGUUGUUCCUGGUUUGCAACACAUUGCUUAAUAUAUAUUAUAUAUGUAAAAGUAUAAUUUCAAGUAAAAUCUGUAUAUUUAAAAUUUUACCUCAUAGAAUUUUUUCUACAGUUUGAAAGCGAAA